GGGAUCCGGCGGGCCCGGGCCGGCCGCCCGGAGCUCGAAGCUGCGGGAGUGGAGCCCAGCCUAGCCGCGUUGCUGGAAGAUGGCGAGCGGCUGGGGCGCGCGGCCGCCCGGGCGACCAGAGCUCCUCCCGCCGCUGCUGUGCUUGCUGCUGCUGCUGCUGCGGAGCCCGACCCGGGCAGCGCACAUCAAGAAGGCGGAGGCGACGACGACGACGACGAGCGCGGGCGCCGAGGCGUACGAGGGCCAGUUCGACCGCUACUACCACGAAGAGGAGCUGGGCUCGGCUCUACGGGAAGCAGCGGCCGCGGGGCCCCCGGGCCUGGCCCGCCUCUUCAGCAUAGGCAGCUCGGUGGAGGGCCGGCCGCUGUGGGUGCUGCGCCUCACGGCCGGCCUGGGGCCGCCACCCCCUGACGGCGACGCGGGGCCGGACGCGGCGGGGCCGCUGCUGCCCGGCCGGCCGCAGGUGAAGCUUGUGGGCAACAUGCACGGCGACGAGACUGUGUCGCGCCAGGUGCUCGUCUACCUGGCGCGAGAGCUGGCGGCUGGCUACCGCCGCGGAGACGCGCGCCUCGUCCGCUUGCUGAACACCACCGACGUGUACGUGCUGCCCAGCCUCAAUCCCGAUGGCUUUGAGCGCGCCCACGAGGGCGACUGCGGCUUCGGCGAUAGUGGACCUCCCGGGUCCAGCGGCCGGGACAACAGCCGCGGCCGCGACCUCAACCGUAGCUUUCCGGACCAGUUCAGCACAGGCGAGCCCCCGGCCUUGGACGACGUGCCCGAGGUGCGCGCCCUCAUCGACUGGAUCAGCAGGAACAAGUUUGUGCUUUCUGGAAAUCUGCAUGGUGGCUCAGUGGUAGCAAGCUAUCCUUUUGAUGAUUCUCCAGAACAUAAGGCCACUGGAAUCUAUAGCAAAACCUCAGAUGAUGAAGUAUUUAAAUACUUGGCAAAAGCCUAUGCUUCAAACCACCCCAUCAUGAAAACUGGGGCACCUCAUUGCCCUGGAGAUGAAGAUGAGACUUUCAAAGAUGGGAUCACAAAUGGUGCACAUUGGUAUGAUGUAGAAGGUGGUAUGCAAGAUUAUAAUUAUGUAUGGGCCAACUGUUUUGAAAUCACAUUAGAACUGUCUUGUUGCAAAUACCCACCUCCUUCGCAGCUUCGACAAGAAUGGGAGAAUAAUCGUGAGUCUUUGAUCACAUUGAUUGAAAAGGUCCACAUCGGAGUUACAGGAUUUGUGAAAGAUUCGGUAUCGGGAUCUGGCUUAGAGAAUGCAACCAUCUCAGUGGCUGGUAUUAAUCAUAAUAUCACAACAGGCAGAUUUGGUGAUUUCCACAGAUUACUUGUUCCUGGAACUUACAACAUUACGGCAGUUUUAACAGGGUAUAUGCCACUGACUAUUAAUAAUAUAAUAGUGAAAGAAGGACCAGCUACAAAGGUGAAUUUUUCCCUUCGGCCAACUGUGACUUCUGUAAUCCCUGACACAACCGAGGCUGUAGUAACUGCUAGCACAGUUGCUGUACUUAACCCUUCUCCUGCAACGCAAUCCUCCCACCAGCCUAUUCAGCCAAAGGACUUCCGCCACCACCACUUUCCUGACAUGGAAAUCUUUUUGAGAAGGUUUGCCAAUGAAUAUCCUAACAUCACCCGGCUUUAUUCACUGGGAAAAUCAGUGGAGUCAAGAGAGCUUUAUGUAAUGGAGAUAUCUGAUAAUCCAGGUGUCCAUGAACCAGGUGAACCAGAAUUUAAGUACAUUGGAAACAUGCAUGGAAACGAAGUGGUUGGGAGAGAACUGCUAUUGAACCUGAUUGAAUACCUUUGUAAGAACUUUGGAACAGACCCUGAAGUUACAGAUUUAGUUCGUAGCACUAGAAUUCACCUUAUGCCAUCCAUGAAUCCUGAUGGGUAUGAAAAGGCCCAGGAAGGAGAUUCAAUAAGUGUAAUUGGCAGAAACAACAGCAACAACUUUGACUUGAACCGAAAUUUCCCAGACCAGUUCGUUCAGAUCACAGAUCCUACCCAACCAGAAACUAUUGCUGUAAUGAGCUGGAUGAAGACCUUUCCAUUUGUACUGUCAGCAAACCUUCAUGGAGGUUCUUUAGUAGUUAACUACCCUUUUGAUGAUGAUGAACAAGGGCUUGCCACAUACAGUAAAUCACCAGAUGAUGCUGUGUUUCAACAAAUAGCUCUUUCUUAUUCCAAGGAAAAUUCCCAGAUGUUUCAAGGUAGACCUUGCAAGAAUAUAUACCCUAAUGAAUACUUUCCUCAUGGAAUAACAAAUGGGGCUAAUUGGUAUAAUGUCCCAGGUGGCAUGCAGGACUGGAACUAUUUACAAACAAAUUGCUUUGAAGUGACUAUUGAACUAGGUUGUGUGAAAUACCCAUUGGAAAAGGAUCUGCCAAAAUUUUGGGAACAGAAUCGAAGAUCUCUAAUCCAGUUUAUGAAACAGGUUCAUCAGGGUGUCAAAGGAUUUGUCCUAGAUGCCACAGAUGGCAGGGGUAUAUUAAAUGCCACCAUUAGUGUUGCUGAAAUAAAUCACCCGGUGACCACUUACAAAAAUGGAGAUUACUGGCGUCUCUUGGUUCCAGGGACUUAUAAAAUAACAGCAUCUGCUCGAGGGUAUAAUCCAGUUACCAAGAACGUGACCGUAAAGAGUGAUGGUGCAGUUCAGGUCAACUUCACACUUGUUCGAUCUUCAACAGAUUCAAACAAUGAAUCAAAGAAAGGAAAAGGAGAUAGCACCAACACUGAUGAUGCCAGUGAUCCAACUACUAAAGAGUUUGAAGCUUUAAUUAAAGACCUUUCAGCUGAGAAUGGUUUGGAAGGCCUCAUGUUACGUUCCUCACCAAAUAUGGCUCUUUACCGGUACCAUUCAUACAAAGACUUAUCAGAGUUUCUGAGAGGACUUGUAAUGAACUAUCCACAUAUUACAAAUCUUACCAAUUUGGGGCAGAGUGUUGAAUAUCGUCAAAUUUGGUCCCUUGAAAUAUCCAAUAAGCCCAACAUAUCUGAGCCUGAAGAACCAAAGAUUCGUUUUGUUGCUGGUAUCCACGGAAAUGCUCCAGUUGGAACUGAACUGCUUUUGGCUCUGGCAGAAUUUCUCUGCCUAAACUACAAAAAGAAUCCAGCUGUUACCCAAUUGGUUGACAGGACUAGAAUUGUGAUUGUCCCUUCUCUAAAUCCAGAUGGGCGAGAGAGAGCACAAGAGAAAGACUGUACUUCAAGGAUAGGUCAAACAAAUGCUCACGACAAAGACCUGGAUACAGACUUUACAAAUAAUGCUUCCCAGCCUGAGACUAAAGCCAUCAUUGAAAAUUUGAUUAGAAAACAGGACUUCAGUCUUUCUGUGGCUUUAGAUGGUGGUUCAGUGCUGGUCACAUACCCAUAUGACAAGCCAGUACAAACAGUAGAAAACAAAGAGACCCUGAAGCAUUUGGCAUCGCUGUAUGCAAAUAAUCAUCCAUCAAUGCACUUGGGUCAGCCUAGUUGCCCAAAUAAAUCAGAUGAGAAUAUUCCAGGAGGAGUAAUGCGUGGAGCAGAAUGGCACAGUCACCUGGGCAGCAUGAAGGAUUACAGUGUCACCUAUGGCCACUGCCCAGAAAUCACAGUAUACACAAGCUGCUGCUACUUCCCUAGCGCAGCACAACUCCCUUCCUUGUGGGCAGAAAAUAAAAAAUCUCUUCUUAGCAUGUUGGUGGAGGUUCACAAGGGAGUUCAUGGAUUUGUUAAAGAUAAGACUGGAAAACCCAUCUCUAAUGCAGUCAUUGUACUCAAUGAAGGAAUAAAGGUACACACAAAAGAGGGAGGCUACUUCCAUGUCCUGCUAGCCCCAGGUGUCCAUAAUAUCAAUGCCAUCGCAGAUGGGUAUCAGCAACAACAUUCACAGGUCUUUGUGCAUCAUGAUGCAGCUAGUUCUGUGGUAAUAGUCUUUGACACAGAUAACCGGAUAUUUGGUUUGCCAAGGGAGCUUGUGGUAACUGUAUCAGGUGCCACUAUGUCAGCAUUGGUCCUAACAGCUUGCAUCAUUUGGUGCAUCUGCUCGAUCAAAUCUAACAGACACAAGGAUGGCUUUCAUCGGCUCAGGCAGCAUCAUGAUGAGUAUGAAGAUGAAAUUCGCAUGAUGGCAACCGGCUCCAAGAAGUCCCUCUUAAGCCAUGAGUUCCAGGAUGAAACAGACACUGAGGAGGAAACAUUAUAUUCUAGCAAACAUUGAAAAACACACCUUGCAUAUCUCCCAGCAUAAGAACCAAGCAAAACUAUAGUUCCUUUUGGGAGACACGGCAUUAAGAAGAGAGACUAUCUUGCUUCUUCAAAGAGCCUUGGGAAGUUAACUCGCUAAAUUUGUAUUUUCUGUGAAUUUGGCUGGCAGUUUUGAACUUCCCCUCAAAGUACCCUUACCUUUUUUUUUUUUUUUUAAUCUGCUUUCUAUUUAUGCAGCAGAAAUGGGACAGCCACUUUGUUUUUCUUUUUAAUUUAAAAUGAGCUGUUUGGAGCUUGUUAUAACUGCAUAAAGCCAACUAGUGGAUGUUGUAUUUUGUACAUCAGGUGUUUCCUAGUGGCUUUAGCUUUUUUUUUUCUCCUUUAUUUUAAAUGGCCAAAAGAAUCCAGAAACAUUAAGGCAGGGACAGCAGUCAGAAUCUGACAUAAAGCUUUAAAACUCAAGGUUUUCUUAACCUACUGAGGAGUACUUUUCUCUAGUUAUUAAAUAGCUGGAGUUUCUCUUAUUAUUCAGGUUUAGUGGAGGCUGAGUUGAUUUUUAAACAUAUAACAUUAAGAAAUGAAUAAAUGGGCUUCCGCAUUUGCUUCCUACCUGUUCUAAGGCUAGAUCAGAACUGGUGGCCUGUGCUCUCUGCAGGAUUUCACUACCUCUCGUGUAAGGUUUAGCAAAGUUUUAAAGAUCCCCAUUUUACAGGAGAACUUGUUGACUUUGUUGUAAAAGAUCAAAUGUCUGUUUGAAUGGAGCUAAGAGGGAGAUCUAGCAAAAGCUAAAACUCAUGUUGCCUAUCUUUUAACUCGGUAAAAACCCAUAGGUGCUGCUGCUUUUAUCUGUGAAACACUAGUUAUUCUAGGAAUGCUUAAUUCUUUAAUCCCUAAAUUUGAGCCUUUUUCUGUGUUGUACACUUGUGGUUUUCAGAUUACCCAGCAAUCUACAAGAUCUGAAUUCUACUGAAAAUAUCUAGAAGUAGGGAAGAAACCUACUUGGCACAUUCUUGUCCUACGUUUGAAUACAAACUAUUUACGCAGACGUCAUGCUCCAGCCCAAACCUACACCCUGUUGUAGCAUACUGUUGUUGAAAUGGCUUGGCCAGUUUAACUCAUAUGCACCUCUGCAAGUGAUUGGGUUCUUUGCCCUAAUGGUUCGUUUGAAAGUCUCCUUUUUUUAUCAACCAAUUUUGUUUAAAGUUCGUUGAAAGCAUUUAAAUAUGGCUCUAUUAAAAAAAAAAGUUAUGAACUGCUGUGUGAUGUACCAUUGUGGUGAGGAAAGUAUCAUUUUCACUGCCAGUUGGGUUACUGCAAAGACCUGAAAGAUCUGUAUUUUAUUGUGUCUGUAAUAUCAUGCUAUUCAGUGGAAAUGAUGCUUUUUAAGUGUGAGUCUUACCAACAAUCUAAUGGUUUAAUAUCUUUGAAUGUUUUAACAGCCAAGUUGCUGCUGAACUUGUACUAAAUCAGGGGAUCAAAAAACUUGCUCUCAUCUUUUCAAACUGUAUUCUAUAUCCAUUAAUAUAUCAAUUAUCUCAAAGUCUUCAUGUGGAAUGGUUUACCACCCACAUAAGUCAUUCAUGCAAGUUUUGUGAGGAAUGCACCCAAAAUGGCUUUAUAAAAUGAGAUUUGGUUAGCGGGAAUAAGUCAUGAUGUUUACUAGUGAGUAGCUGUGAUAAAUUUGGGUUGUUCAAGGUUAAGCCAUGCUGGUAUUAAUCCUGUUUUUGACAAGUCUAAAUUUUGAGCCCUUGCCACACCAUUUUUUCCCUACCACAUACACAGAACAGAUUUUGCAGGGUGCUAAUACUUAAUUAAAUGUAUAUGAUUAAUUUCUUCACAUUUCCCUUAAGAGGAUGAUACGGUGGUAUUGCUCUUUUCAGCUUUAUUUUUAAGAAUGAAAACUAAGAAAACCAACCAAGGGCCUAUGAAUGGCCGGCUCUUUUGAGACAUUGCAAGAAGAAAUUAAAGGUGAUGUGACAGCCUUUACUUAAGUAGUUCUUUGUGGGAGGAUGCCUUUUAAAUUCAUUUCUCUCCUCAGUUAGACCUGUUUCUAACUGUACAUCACAGUGGAUGGAGUCCAUGCCUUUUAAGCAUGUGUAAAAUUUUUUAGAAAUGAAUGUACAACCAUUUCUUUUUAUAAUUUUUCCUGAAAAGAAACCCAAAUUCUGCUAUAAAUCUUUAAUCUUGAAUGAAUUUCUAAAUAGUGAAUUGUUCUGGAAAACAAGGCUUCUCAGCCUGUGUUACUAUUAACAUGAAUGUACAGGAUCAUGACUACUAAGACUGUUCUCUGCCUUGCUUUGUCUUUUGUUUGUGGAUCUAAUUUAAUAUUAGACCACAUUAACUGCUUAAGGCAUUGAAGCCAUAUGGAAUGGGGAAUGCAUUUUUUCAGUGUUUCUCAUAGAGACUUUACAUUUCUUUGGAGUCAUGGAGGCAAGUAAGUAUCACAGUAUUAUGAAAUUUGACCAAACCUGAGUCGUGCCUUUCUUUACUCACAAGGCAUGUUUUUUGUGUCCUGAUGAUCAGUUUGUAAACCUUCUUCCCUCCCAGCUCCUCAAUAAAAGUAAAAUGAUUGAGUAGGUAAUGUUCAAAGUGUCUGCCUGUGUAAAUGUACUUGUACGGAUUAUGCAGUUCAAUAGGAUGAACUUAAGCUACUUUCAAGAGGAAGAACCCUUUGGUUUUGAUGUAUUGCUGAAUGUUUAGAUAAGAGAUUGCGAUCCCGUCCAGUUGAGGAAUGCUUACAGUGUUCAAUGGAGGAAAUUUGCUUUGGGAUUUUUUCAUCUUUCAGAAAGGAAGCAUAAUGUAUAGCAGGCCCCGUGUGACUAAUUGGUUUACCUUUGGUAACUCACUUGAAUGGGAUUUGCUGAAUUAAAGAAUUUUGAACUUAAAACUAAUUCCAAGUUGACAAAUAAAAGACAGUGCUUAUGCCUGAGCUUAUUGUGUUUCUGAGCUAACACCAGGUUACUCAGUAACCAUGACCUGCUCCUCCAUUUUCAUUCAUUCUCAGCAGUAAAUAGUUUUAUCUCCUUGUUGCCAGGAAUGCACUUGUGCCAGGUUCUGUCCCCGCUCUACUAAAAGCUUCUUAGCUGUGAAUGCUGUACCUAGUGCCCUAUGUUAUGGUUCUCUGGUGGAAUUGUUUUAAACAGAAGCAACUUUGUUAUUAUCACAAAAAAAAUUCCAGUUUGAUGUUUAGUGAUUUUCUAUAUAGCAACUUUUUGAUAACUCUCUGGGUUUCUGAUUUUUUUCAGGUAAAGCAGUUUUUUUUUUUUUUCAGGGGUGGGAGAUUAGGGUUUUUGACUAACAUCAACUGAACUUGGAUUUAUAAUUCAUGAAGAAGCAUCUCCCAACACCCAUUUCCUCUGUUUUAGCAAUAAGUAAUAUUCCACUUGACUUUCAGAAUAUUGUUCUAGUUGAUUUUGAUUUGAUAGAAUAUAUUAUGAAAUUCAAAAGUAGGCUACCAUUUUGAGACCAUGGGACAUAAACUGUAUAAUAUGUAUGAUUAUGACUUUUAUAAAUAGCAUAUCAUGAGUGUACUAGGUACAUUCUAUGCUGGCCACACUGCGGAUUUUAUGGAAGUAUGACAUAUUUUUUAUGCUCAGAUUAAAAAUUAGUUUUUCACCUUUCCAUUUUCUUUCAGAGUGACCUUCCCCAGCUCCAGAAAAAUCUAUAGCUAUUUAUAUGAGGUGCCUAACACUCAUUCAUCUCAAGUGCUUCAGUCUUUGGUUUAUUUCAUGCACUGUGCCUUCAAAAUGAAAUUUUUAAAAGGGACUUUAAACAAAGUUGAAUCAUAGUUUUAAAAAGUCAAUCUGUGUAAUUUAUGUGAAAUCUAACUGUAAUGAGGUCCUUUCUGUUUUUUAUAUGUAAACAGAUCUACUAAU
Molecule: messenger RNA, 8069 nt
Organism: Pteronotus mesoamericanus
Lineage: Eukaryota; Metazoa; Chordata; Mammalia; Chiroptera; Mormoopidae
Gene: CPD
Product: carboxypeptidase D
Exons: 21
Coding region: 80-4207 (1375 amino acids)
Biological process (GO): peptide metabolic process; protein processing
Molecular function (GO): metallocarboxypeptidase activity; zinc ion binding
Source: RefSeq, a predicted model, not a curated record